GGUACACUUGGACUUUGAAAACAAUGCAAGGUGAUUAAUGAAUUAAUGCAGUCAUACUUUGAUAAGUAUACAUUUAACUUCCUUAGGACAUGAAAAUCAGGAGAUGUGAUGCAGUGUUCCUAAUGAGUGUCCAAGAACUGAGCUGUCUGCACUGCUCUUGAGGUGGCAGCUUAGACAUUGGAAAUAAAGGACUAACGAAAAAGAAACUUAAAGAAUGGAUAAGCAAAAUAGCACUGGUCUUAAGCCUCCCAAAUCUUGGAUUGAAGAGGUCUUCAGUAAAAGAGAAUGUGCACACAUUAUUCCCAGCUCGAAAGAUCCACACAGAUGUCCUGCAGGAUGCCAGGUGUGUCAGAAUUUAAUCAGGUGUUGCUGUGGAAGGCUGAUUGGAGAACACCCAGGAAUAAAAUGCAGCUGGCCUGUUUAUCAGGCUGGUUCACAGAGUGAUGGUGGAGAAUGGUCUGUGCAAAAUCACACAAAGAUGAGUCCCACAGAUGCGUUUGGUACAAUCAGUUUUCAAGAUGGAGACCACACUUACCAUGCCAAGUAUAUUAGACUUUCUUAUGAUAGCAAUUUGGAUCAGCUGCUGCACCUGAUGGUUAAAGAAUGGCAGAUGGAAUUGCCAAAGCUGGUGAUCUCUGUUCAUGGAGGCAUUCAAAAUUUCAAUCUUCCUUCAAAGGUCAAGCAGGUUUUCAGCAAAGGGCUGGUGAAGGCAGCUGAGUCUACAGGAGCAUGGAUAAUUACAGAAGGCAUCAACAGCGGAGUGUCCAGGCAUGUUGGGGAUGCACUAAAAGGCCGUACCUCACCACACCUGAGAAAGAUCUGUGCUAUUGGGAUUCCUCCAUGGGGUAUCAUUGAGAAUCAGAGGGAUCUUAUUGGAAAAGAUGUAGUUUGCCUGUACCAGACUCUUGGUAACCCACUCAGCAAGCUGAGUACGCUCAACAGCAUGCAUUCUCAUUUUCUAAUGGCAGAUGAUGGGACAGUAGGCAAGUAUGGAAAUGAAAUGAUGCUCAGGAGGAAUUUGGAGAAGUACAUAUCACUUAAAAAAAUACACACGAGAAUGGGCCAAGGUGUUCCCAUAGUCGGGCUGGUGCUGGAAGGAGGCCCCAGUAUGAUCCUGAUGGUGUGUGAGUACGUGAAGGCCAGCCCAGCUGUCCCAGUGGUGGUGUAUGAGGGCACUGGCAGAGCUGCAGAUAUCCUGGCAUUUACCCACAAGCACACAGGUGAUACAGGGGAUCUGUGCCCUCAGGUGAAGGAGGAAAUCUUAAUGAUGAUUCAGAACAUAUUUGGAUUGGAACAGAAACAGUCCAGUCAUCUAUUUCAUGUUUUGAUGGAAUGCAUGAAACACAGAGAGUCUAUUACCAUAUUUGAUGCGGAGUCAGAAGAUGAGCAGGACAUUGAUUUGGCAAUUCUGACGGCACUCUUCAAAGGUACUGAAAAGCACAACCUUUUUUAUCUGGCAUACAGCCUCACAACUUACCUUUUCAAAGUAAGGGAGUAACAUAUUUAUGUGAAAGCUGAUAGAUCCCUUACCUGCCUCCUAGGUACGAAUAUGUCUGCUUCA
Catharus ustulatus (Swainson's thrush) is the source of this 1561-nucleotide messenger RNA. RefSeq names its product transient receptor potential cation channel subfamily M member 6-like. Lineage: Eukaryota; Metazoa; Chordata; Aves; Passeriformes; Turdidae. Gene Ontology annotation, biological process: monoatomic cation transmembrane transport. Gene Ontology annotation, cellular component: apical plasma membrane. The record is from RefSeq and is a predicted model, not a curated record. Gene Ontology annotation, molecular function: monoatomic cation channel activity. The coding region runs from base 215 to 1498 and encodes 427 amino acids. The transcript has 10 exons.